AUGCCGGCCCGCGUCCCCGCGCUCGGGGCCCCGGGGCGGACGCGCCGCAUGUGGUUCGUGUGCCACGGCCUGGGCAUCGCGUGCGCCGCCAGCACGUGGGUGCUGGUGCUGGGCGCCGCGGGCGUGCUGCUCCGAGCGCAGCUGCUCCCGGCCCGGGACGCAGCCUACGGCCGGGCCCACGGCGCGCUCUUCCACCUGCUGGCCUUCCUGGCGCUGGCUGCGCAUGCGCGGGCCAUGCUCUCCGACCCCGGCUCCGUGCCCCUGGGCGCCGCGGCCCGCGGCCCCCGCUGUCCCCUGUGCGGCUGCGCCCAGCCACCGCGCGCGCAUCACUGCGUGGUGUGCCGACGCUGCAUCCGCAAGAUGGACCACCACUGCCCCUGGGUCAACAACUGCGUGGGCGAGGACAACCGGAAGUUCUUCCUGCUCUUCGCGCUCUACGCGGCCCUGGGCUCGCUGCACCUGUUGCUGCUGCUCGGCGUGCCCGCCCUGCGCGGCUACGCGCGCGGGGAGUGGGACUCGCGCAGCACCCUGACGCCGCGCGCCUCCCUCAUCUUCCUCCUCCUGGUGGCUCUGAAGGGCUUCCUCUUCGCCUCGGCCAUGUUCGCCACCCAGUUGCACGCCAUCUGCACCGACCGAACCAGAAUCGAGCCGCUGCGGAGGGAGCGGGCCGGGCCGGGCAGCGGGUCCAAGUGGAUGAACCUGAAGGCCGUCCUGGGCCACCGCCUCUCCCUGGCCUGGAUCAGCCCCUCCGCCUCCCCGCGACCUCAGAGGGCACGGGGGGCCCUCUUUGUGGUCUGACACUCUCCUGAGCAAACUCAGCCACCAUCUGCUGAAUCCCCAGCGGGCGUUGAGGGGAGUUUCCUCAAGAAGUCGCCUUGUGUCCCGUCCACGGACAAGAC
Messenger RNA from Callorhinus ursinus (northern fur seal), 899 nucleotides. Lineage: Eukaryota; Metazoa; Chordata; Mammalia; Carnivora; Otariidae. The record is from RefSeq and is a predicted model, not a curated record.